AUGGCGGGGGGCGAUUCGGGUGGUUGUCCCAUUUGUCUCCAGCCCCUUCUUCAACCCGUGGAAAUUCCAUGUGGCCAUGUAUUUUGUUAUCUCUGCAUAAAAGGCUCCGCAUCUCAUCGGCGCCGUUGCCCUCUGUGUCGUAGGGCCUUCAGUAUGAUUUUUUUUGAAAAUCCAAAUAUUAUUCGCAAUCUGGGUGAUUCUGGCGAGACGGAACGCCCGCCUUUGGAAUUUAUGUGGUACUAUGAGGGCCACAACGGUUGGUGGCAAUAUGACGAAAGAACAGCAGUUGAAAUAGAAGCUGCCUACGCCCAGUCCCUGCCUCGGUGUGAAGUCUUCAUCGCAGGCCACUUCUACGUCGUCGACUUUGCCAAUAUGUGUCAGUACCGCAAAGACCACUCUGGACGCAGUCGUCGCAUUAAGCGUGGCUCGGUGGACAUGUCAAAGAAGGGUAUCGCGGGCAUUCGCCUUUCUCUCCUUCAGCCUUCAGAGGCCAGUGAGGCGGCCGACGAUGAGGAGAAUGUAGAAGACAGGGGAAGCAUUUCUCUAUCCGCUGUCACCCCUACUAUUUCGAGCAGUCAACGCACUUCUGACGCGAAUCGCGAUUGCAACUCUCUUCGACAACGUACGCUAUCGACAACCUCCAGCUGCACAGAUUGA
Echinococcus granulosus is the source of this 657-nucleotide messenger RNA. RefSeq names its product RING finger protein. The record is from RefSeq and is a predicted model, not a curated record. Gene Ontology annotation, cellular component: nucleus; cytoplasm. Gene Ontology annotation, molecular function: zinc ion binding; poly-ADP-D-ribose binding; ubiquitin protein ligase activity. NCBI's taxonomy places the organism in Eukaryota, Metazoa, Platyhelminthes, Cestoda, Cyclophyllidea, Taeniidae. Gene Ontology annotation, biological process: Wnt signaling pathway; ubiquitin-dependent protein catabolic process. The transcript has 3 exons. The coding region runs from base 1 to 657 and encodes 218 amino acids.